This is a messenger RNA of Prunus armeniaca (apricot), 315 nucleotides long. NCBI's taxonomy places the organism in Eukaryota, Viridiplantae, Streptophyta, Magnoliopsida, Rosales, Rosaceae. The record is from the annotation of a GenBank genome assembly.
AUGUCUGUGUUGACUACCAAGCUCUACGCUCUCAAAGUGGGUCUCUCUUUUGCCUUAGAUGCAUCACUUAUGCCUAUGGUAGUUGAAUUUGACUACUUGGUUGCAGUGCAGUUGCUAUCAAAUGAGGAAAAAUGUUUAGCUCCUAAGGGUGUGUUGGUUCUGCGCAAAUCUCACGGCCUGGUGCUCCGGGCCGAGGGGAUGUGCAUCAACACGCAACGUCCUUCUUUUGGAUGCGGUGCGGUUGUGCGCGGGCGUGCUAGCACGGUCUACCGUGCGUCGAGAAAUGAUGAUGAGGUUCGGGUAGAAGAUGGUUAA